AUGUACAGCUAAAUAUUUAGUUAAUAGAUUACAUUUCAACUAAGCAACGAACUCUAAAAAGUGCCUAUUUAUAUCAGAACUCUCAAUCAAUAUCUAUCAAAGCUGGUAGCUAAUAAAGUGAAAUACAAUCCAAAACAUAUAUCUUCUAUGGUUCCCCUCGAAAUGCUUCAUAUAAAUCAAGUUGAUCCCUAAAUUUUAAAAAUCUUCUAAAGAAGUCCUUUACUUGUGAACCUUUGGUUUUAAACAAAUUAUACUGAUAUAAGCUAAUUAGAUGAGUUAGGUUAAUAAAAACUCCAUAUUUUUGAUAGAUAUCACAUUCUCUCGAGAGCAUUUCAACUUUAAGAUGCAAUAAAAAGUAAAAUCACACAAAAAACAUUAAUAAUAAAUGAUUUCUUAGAAACAUUUUAAUAUGAGGCUUUAUAUUCAAUUAGCGGAAUGAAUACUACUAUCAAAAAUUAACCCAAAGUUCCACUUUGCGCAACAGGAAUAGAUCCACGUUGUAGAUUUUGGUAUAUUUAAUCAGCUUAAUAGCAAUCUGUUUAAAUGUUUCCUCCUAGUUUAAUUUAUGCUACACAAAUUCCUUCUUUAUCUUCGUUAUCUUGCUAAAGAAUGAUGGUAUAAAACAAAACCACAAAUUCGGAAUAGCUUGAAAGUGUCGUAUGCUUAGAAUUAAGAUUUAAUCAUACACAAAAUUACUUCUAAAACUAUGCCAGCUCAACUAAACAAAUUUAUUUUAUAGAACCAAAGAGUCAAAUUCUUUUGUACAACUCUUAAAAGAAACUUGGAGUAAAUUCGAUUGAAACUCUCUAAAGUUAAGAGUUUGAUAAUUUAUAAGAAUAAAGUGAAGCUUUUACAUUUAAUCAAACUCUUAACUAAAACUAUGCCGAUAUUGUUUUUAAAAAAGUUAAUAGCAUUAACAUAGAUAGCUUAAAUGAAAUUAAAUCUUUUAAUUAAACAUUUUAAUACAAUAGAAAUGGAACUUAAACUAUUGUUAUAAUGAAUCCUGUGUAUAUUAUUGACAAACGCCCAAAAUUUGAAGACCUUCCAACUGAUUUAAAAUCCAGCUUGUAUUAAAUUAAAACUCCUUACGUUUAGAUAAACAUUAUUUCAGACGAAGAUUUAAAGAAACAUUCAGAGCAAAUUGAAAACUUUUUUAAAACUUACUUUCUUAUUUUUUACAUUUUGUUAGGAAUUUUAGGAUCAGUAUCCAUUAUAAUAGUAAUUAUUUACACAUCUAAAAUCAAGAAUAUAUUUUACAAUUCGAUUAAAUAACUAACAAAGUUAUUAGUUAAAAUGAAUGAUUAAUAACUAUCUUAAGAUAUAUUUGAUUUAGUCAACGAAGAUGAUUAGCUCUCUUUAGAAACUUAUGAGUUGUAUGAAAGUUUCAGAAUGAUUUAUUAAAUUAUGCUAUAGUCUUCAGAAGAUUACUACAAAGAAAAUGAAACAAAAUAAUUAUUGAAAUUAAAUAAAAAUAUUGAGUUUUUUAAAUAAUUUGGAAACUUAAAAGCAGUUGGUACUACCCUCAAUAAUAUUGGAUCAAUUUUACUUUAAUAAGGUCACUAUUUCCAGGCUAUGGAGCAUUUUUAGUCAUCAAUUGUUUAUGCUAAAUACGAAAUCUAAUAAUUUUGCAAUUAAUAUCCUCAUACCGCAAGCAUUCUCUAACAGUUUUGCUACACCAAAAAAAAUGACUGCGACUAAAAUUCAUUGAAGUAAAAUAAAAGCACCCUUUCAUAAGUGAACAAAGCUAAUAGCUAAUUUUAAAUGUCAUACAAAGAAAGAGAAUCUUUCAAGAUAGAAGAAAAAAGUCGCUUCUCCAUUUUAAAAGUUGGUGGUUAUAAUAAAAAAUAUAAAGAAAAUUAGUAGACAAAAAAGACAUCUUACACAGAAAAUAACCUGCUUGAUGAACAAAAAGAAGACAGAAAUUUAUUGUUAACAAAUUUGUAUUAAAGAUAAAGGAAUUAUAUAAUCUCUUUAUUGGCUUUUUAAGAGUUUGUUGAUUCCUAAAACUAAAAAGUUAGAACGAGCUAGUUUUAAUUUAACUUUUGGAUUGAAAUUAAAAAACUUUCUAAAAACUUGAAAGAAAUUUCAAAAUAUUUAAAUGAAAGUGAGUUUUUAGAAAUUGAAACAAAAGUUUUGCUUUCCAAAUGUUAUUUUAAAUUAAAAUAUCAUUCAAAAUCAGAGUAAACUUUGUUUUUCUGUAGAAAGCAACUAAGUUAAAUACAAAUAAAGUAAUUAAAAAAUGAUAAUAUUCAAUUCUAGCCAGUUUUUAAGAAUAAAUUUAACAGCGAAAGAAAAAGCCCUUAAUUAUGCUAUAGACCUACGCAAGAUAAUUACCAAAAAGGCUCCCCUGUUUAAAUUUAUUUGCAACCACCAAACAAACAAAAGCUAAUAUCUUUCUCUAUAUAAAAAGAUGAUGAAGAAAAAAAUAAAACUCUAAAUUUGUUAUCUUAAAGUAAUUAGUUUUUAAACUUUAACAUAUAAAAUUAAACAAAUAAUCUAAAUAUCUCUCCUCAUUUAAAGAAUGAUAAACUUUUUGACUCCAUUUAGGGUUUACCUGAUUAAAAUAAACUAUAUUCUUAAUACCAAUAAUUGCAGAAUAGAAUACAGAAUGUUUCUUAUUAAUCUAAUUUUAGAGACCUAGAAAACAUUUUUGAAGUCUUCAGAGAUUUAGAUUCAGAUUAAUAAGCUAAAGAGUUUUUCAAAAAUUAUUUUUCAAUAGAUAAUAUGGAUUUGCUAUUAAGUUUUGCUGAAGCUGAAUUCCUUAUUAAUUAAUAACAACUCAUAAAAGCAGCAGAAAUACUUACUAGAAUAUUUGAAGAAAAAAAGACCAUAAUAUCUCAUUACUUCUUUAAAUUAGUUCAAGCAAUAGAAUAGAUUUUCAUAAAAACAAAACUACCAUCAAAAGAAUUAUCUUUAAUGAAAUAAAAGUUUAACUAAGAUACCAAAAUAUAAAUAUAAAUGGUGUAUUCAUCGAAUAUAGAAAACAAAUAAUUAAUUCAAUCCCUUUAACUUACGAGCAAUUUAGUAAAAAAAGUACUAAUUAACAAAGGAGAUUAAAUUGGUAUUAAUUUUAUUGAUUUUUCUGAUGGCUUUAUUAAAACGUUCAUGCCACUUACUUAAACUUAAUAAAUUAAUGCAUUUAUGUGUAACAUCAUUAAGGAUAUUGUGUAAACUGUAUCAAAUCCUGUAGAGCAUUCUAAGUUAAUGGAAUUAAUUCAUGAGCUAUUCGAUGAGAAUGAGCUUUUAAAUAUGAACUUUAAUAAUGAAAUAAUUUCAAAAAUAAAUUCUAACUAUUCAAGAAUAGAAAUAUUAAGUAAAUGUCAAUUAAGUCAAUAAGACAUAGACUGCUAAAGUAUAAACCAAAUGACAAAUUAGUUCUUAAGUCACCAGAAAUUAUAGGAAAAUUAAAGUUAAGAAAUUCUAAAUAAAUAAUAAUAAAAAUCCUUUAGUCCUUUCAUUUAAUUAUACUUCGAAUAAUCAAAAAAAAUAAAGCAACUUAGUGGAGACUUUUCAACAGAUAUUGAUUUAAAAAGCUAUAAUCAAGUAGAUUCUGGAUCAUAAAAAUCAUAAAAUUAGUAAUUCAAUUUAAAUCUUUGA
Molecule: messenger RNA, 3597 nt
Organism: Tetrahymena thermophila SB210
Lineage: Eukaryota; Ciliophora; Oligohymenophorea; Hymenostomatida; Tetrahymenidae
Product: tetratricopeptide repeat protein
Exons: 4
Molecular function (GO): protein binding
Source: RefSeq, a predicted model, not a curated record